AACUGAGAAUAAUAUUUAAUAUUUUAAUCAAAAUUAACAAUGAGUGAUAAACAAAUAAAACAUUUGAUUGGAAAACAAGCUAUAAUUAAACGAAAGCUUAUUAGCUUUAGUAAUUUUUUGAAAUCGCUUACACACAGUAAAUUAACUAAUGAUUUACAAACACAGAUCGAACUUCAAUUGCGUUUAGAUAAAAUUGAAGGUUUAUACGAUGAUUUCGAUGCUUUACAGAGUGAGCUGGACGAGUGUUCGGAUAUGCUUGAGGACGAGGCUCAGGGACGCGAGGCCUUCGAUUGCCAGUACUACUCUCUCGUGUCUGCCGGUCGUGCCUUGAUCCAGACUCUUUCACUUCCUUCGCGGGACACUUCGGUUCCGGUUUGCUCUUAUGCACAUUCACACAAGCGUAAGAAAACAAAGUGGAUGCAAUCGCAGGAGACGUUGAAGGAGGGUGCCUUGGUUGUGAUAAAGGACAAGUCCAGUCAACCAAUCAUGUGGUUGCUGGGGCGAAUUCUUCGAGUGCUUCCGGGUGAAGAUGGAGUUGCAAGGGUGGCAGACAUUCGCACCAGGAAGGGCGUAAUCAGACGGGCCUUCAAUAUGAUAUGUCCCCUGCCGACUGUAAAUAUUGAAGAAGACUCUUCAACGCGGGGAGUAUGUUUGAGUACGCGCGCGCCUGAUGAUCGCGUGGGGCGCGCGACGCAAGGGGCGGGGAGUGCCGGCGACGAUGCGAGCGCAGCGCCGACGAAUUAAAUUGUCAUUCACGACGCCGAGCCGUCAACAUUAAUAUUUUCUUUUUCCGCGACGCCAAGCGUCCAUAGUUUUAUAUAUUUUUAUAAUUUAAACUAAAAUAUAC
Messenger RNA from Melitaea cinxia (Glanville fritillary), 847 nucleotides. RefSeq lists its product as uncharacterized. The record is from RefSeq and is a predicted model, not a curated record. Lineage: Eukaryota; Metazoa; Arthropoda; Insecta; Lepidoptera; Nymphalidae. The transcript is spliced from 2 exons. The coding region runs from base 40 to 744 and encodes 234 amino acids.